GGCGAAACCAUCCCUUCAGUGACAAAGACCGACAGAAAACUCUUUCCCAUUGAUAAGGACUGUAAACCAGGCUCUCUGGGUGGCUCUGGAUCAAAGGCUCGUUUGGAUCUCAGUCUUACGGUCCUGAAGCUCCUCUGAGCGCAGUCAUCUGACGCUCCUCUGUCUGGAUAUUUGUAGCAGGUUUUCCAUUUUUUCCUCUGGAUUAUAUUCUUCUGAUGGUUUUAAACUCCAACUCGAUGCAUAGAAAUGGGUAAACUGCACUCGAAACAUGCCGCUAUUUGUAAACCGAGGGAGAGCCCAGAAGGCGACAGUUUUGUAGUCAAUGCCUGUUUGGCGAGAAAGGGAAUCGACGACUGGCUCGUGAAGCAGAAAUACUACUGCACGAGCUCUCGACUCGAGCAGCGGGACUGUCACCACAAGAAUAACUGCGGUCUGACUGCACGGGACUCUAUGGAUGAAGCAUGUGCGCAGAGGAUCGGCGAUGAACACUACCGUCUAGAAGUGGCUUUACCCCCGGAAAAGACAGACAGCUGCUGUGUGGAGGAGAAGAUGCAGCAGAGGGGCAGCCAAUCCCCCGCAGGGCUGCAGAAACAGCUCCAGUUUGAAGAGUUGGAGUGUGCGGUUUCUGUGGAGGAGGAUAACCGGCAGGAGUGGACCUUCACCCUCUACGACUUUGACAACAACGGCAAAGUCACCAGAGAGGAUAUCACCAGCCUGCUCCACACCAUCUAUGAGGUGGUAGACGCCUCCGUCAACCACUCCCCCAGCAGCAGCAAGACGCUGAGGGUCAAGCUGUCGGUGGCUCCCGACUGCAGCCAGCGGUGGAGAAGUUGUACGCAGGGAGCGGCAGACAUGUCCCACCCCAGAGAGAAAAGUGACAAGUGCAUAGAAGACCCCAAGAGUGCAGACAAGAAGACUCGAGCUCUCAUAAGGCGCCACCACAGCGACCACCACAGCCAGCCGGGCUGCCAGCGCCACUGUGUGGACGAGAACCUGGAGCGCAGGAACCACUACUUGGACCUGGCAGGCAUCGAAAACUACACAUCCCGCUUUGGAACCGCCCCCACCGCAGAGCCGACGAAGGCCGAGCCUCAGACACGCCCAUCCAACCAGACUCGCUCCCGCUCCCAUGAACCAGAGAACGGCCACUCCCACCCACACCACCGCCGCCUGCACACCGUCGUGGACACUGUUUCUCCGGAGAGCCUCCACCCCGCCCGUACGCGAGUCCAAGACUCGGGCAAACACGGCAUCCGCUCUCCUAAGACCCACAGCCGUACGCCCCCCGCGCAGAUCAGCGGCAAGCUGAUGAGAAGCAGAGGCGUCCCCCCUCCCACGGUCCUCCCCAGCCAAACCCCCCCUCACCAAUCCUCAGCACCGUACCGCAAACACAAGCAGCGGUCCAAGGAAACCUACAGGGCUUUGAAUUCUGUGGCUCCGGGACAAAUGGUGGAGAAGGAGCAGGUGCGGGACCUGCCCAGUGUGCUGCUGUACGAGGGGGGGCUGGCACAAGUGGUGCAGCGGCAUGAGCACCACCACCACCAUGAACACCAUCACCACUACCACCACUUUUACCAGUCCUGAAUUUACACCUUGUUUAGGAGACCUCAGCACUCCUGCAGUCCCAGAAAAAAAAAAAGACAAGCAGGCGAACAGACUGCAGCGUCCUCCUCAGUGCCUUUGUAGUGGGCACAGGACAUGGGGGGGGGGGAGAGGAGGAUCAUGGGAAGGGUGUCCCAGUGCUGAGAGGUUUAUAAUCAGUGUUAUGAAGAGGUUGGUCAGACAUGCGGGAAGCUCGGGUGUGCAACAGGGCAGCGAUUCGGGGCCACUGCAGAGCCAGAACUGAGGAUAAUGGCUGGGGUUCAAGCGAUACACGGAGGGUUGAUUUGAUAAAUUAUUCAAAUAUCUCCUCCUUUGACGCUGUAAUCCUCCCACCUGAUGACUGUACGGCUCCAAACAAGCGCCACAACCUUCCAGACCACUAAGCCAAAAGGUUUUUAAGGACAAGGAGGGACGGGAGGAAGAGAGACUGUGAUGUAAAGAUGAAAAUAUAUGAAGGAGUAUAGGUGAGCAGGGCAUAGUGUGUAUUUGUGUGUGUGUGUGGGCGUAGCAAGAGUGUGUAUGUGUGUAUGUGAGUGUCACGACACUGGUGUCUGUUGAAAACCACUUGAAGUGCGCUCAUGGGUGCGUGAGUAUUUAAAGCAGGCUGUCAGGCAGGUUUUGUUUUGUUGACGAUGAAAAUGAAGAUUCAAGCACGCAACCCGUAAGCAACAAUGGGAAAGGAAAAAUGUUAAAAAGGAACAAAAAAAGAACAGAGAUCCCAAAUCCGCUGCUACCUCUAAUUUUAUCCUAAUUGUUGUUGUAAUACUUUGAAUAAGCAUUCAGAGGUUAUUUUCAAAUGACUUCUAAACACUUUUUAAAAUCGUAAUCUGCAGUACUGACGUUUGAAAAAGCUCAUUUUCUUAACUAACGUUGACUGUACAUAAGGUAUAUAUUGUUAUCAAUUUUAUAAGCUUUAUUGAUAAUGUGAUAUCUUUGUAUUCACUAUCUGAAGCUUUGAUGUGUGUUUUGCUUCACAGCCGCAUUUUCUAAGACCACUAGGAGCCUCAUUAUGACUAAAAAAUGUACAACUGUAUCUCAAACUCUCUGUCAUUCUCCCUCGGUUUCCACUUCCUCACCAUGUGGUUAGAUAUUUAAAAAGUGAUCUGGUUAAUGACUGAAAUCUCAACUCUCAACAAUGCUGUUCUGGAGCUCGACAUCUCCUCACAUCCAGGUGUUUCAAAGACUUUAAGCGUCACUGUGCUACACAUUUAAAUUGUUUAAGAGCAUACUUUUUUAAAGAAUCAUGUCAACAAUACAGAAUACUAGCUGUCAAUAUUUAACGGUCGUCAUGCUGUUUAUGAAGACUGUGACGUUCUAGUGUGUGGGUUCUACAAAAAGAUGAAUCCCUAAAAACAGAACUAGGGAUGGUGUUAUCGCGACAUCAGGUCUCCAGUAGAGGCUCCAGUUAUGGACCGGGCCUUCUGUUUGCAUGAUUAUAAAUCCAGGUACAUCCAGUCAGUUAGAGGUUCAUUCAUCAGCGUGAAGUUUGUCCCUGUGAGGGCCCGUGUCCAAGCCUUUUUCUGCUUCUUUUUCCAAAUGUUUCCAAAGAGGAAUGAGCACAUGCUGUCCGGCCGCCUCGAAAGAAAGCGCUGCACCUAACGUAAUAAUUUUGUGCGGCCGCUCUGAGCACUAUUUCAACUUUUCGAAAUAGACACCCCUGUAGAAAUUGGAGGAGAAGCCUGUUUUUGAACGUGUCUCUUGGACGCAAACUUUCAUAAAAAAAUACAGAAAAAAAGCCAAUUUGUUGAAUCCGAUUAACCAGCAGACCCUGAAUGUUGCUGCUGAAAAGUUCAUGACAUUUAUUCCCAAAUCCGGAUUGUCCUCCUUGCUAUACGGCUGUAAUAUUGAGCUGAGAGUGUGAGAGAAGCCACUCGCAGUCGGUUGUAUUGGUAAAAAAAAAAAAGUCAAACAGAUAUAUGUUGGCACAAACGGAUAGUGAAAUCCAAGGUGGCGAUGCUAGUUUGUCAUUCAACAGCAGAUAUACGUUGUCAAGAUAUGAUUGUCUUAGAAACGAUAAAACAAGGCGAUGGCAGCAGCACCUUUGGGUAUUUAUGCAGAGAAAUAUCCAGCUUCCUCAUACUCAAACUUUGGAGUUGCUCAGCUGAUGUUGGAUGUAUGUUCUCUAGGCUUCCUCUGGCACUAAAUCGUAUCCACUCCGGUGUCUUUGGUCCCUCGUCCUGGCCCGGGGUCACGCCGCGCCCAUCAUCCCGGCCCCCGGCUGUCAGCAGGUCUUUCACCGUGCCGCCAUGUGGCCUCAGAGCUCAGCCAACAGGGCUCUGUUUGUGGUGCGGCGGGGCCUCGGCUCCAUUCAGCUGUCUCAUUCCUCUGGUGCUGGAUGACACUGGGCCCGGCCUGCAGUCUCCACUUCACCCAUAACUCACCACUGCUGCUGCUGUGCUGCCAGCACCGGGGACCGUCUGCUGGUGCUGGGACAGGAAGCUGCUCUAAACAUCGCACUGUUUACACCAACAACAACAAGCUAGGCAGCAAACAAAAAGCUGCAAAUAUAAAGGUGCUGAUAUUCUUUGAUCAAGUAUUUAAAAAGUGGCGUUAAUACGUGGUGGUUAUCCUGCAGAAUAAAACGUCUAAGCAUCCUAAACAUUUUUUGCCUCAGAGCUUUUUUCAGUAAUAAUCUAAUGGUAAAAUCUAAUUGGGUUUAUGAUUCAUCUAAAGGACAGCCGCUGUACAGCCAGUGAACUUCCAUACACCUUUAUCCAUACAGAAAAAAUACAUUAUGAUUGGUUAUAUCAUUUAUUUCUCAAACUGUUUCCAUUUGUAUAGUGAACAAUAUUCAAAUGUCCAUUAAAAACCCUCAAAACUUAAACUGCAAAUAAAAAAUGCUACCAGAUUUUCCAUUUGUGCUGAUUUUUUAAUUUAUUUUUUGGGGAAAAAAUGCUGUUUUUGAGCUAUUUGAAAAUCAAACCAAAAACAGAAUUUCACUUUUCAAAUUUUAAGUGAAAAUUAAACAUAAAAAGAAUAUUAGUUUGAGUCUCAAUUUAAAGUGCAUUCAUUUUUCUUACAAUAAAAAAUACAAAGGAACAAACAUUUAAUAUUACAUUUCAAAUCUUUUCUUUUUGAACAAUAAACUUAACAAAUAUAAUUGACCCCUCUUGUCUGUAACUAUAUGACCUUACCGUAUGAAACGCCAACCUAGAGGAACCUUUUUGAUAAAUCCAGCAGAAGUUCUGAUCUUUUGUGUCUUUUAUUGUUCGUCUGCCAUCUGCACUUGUUUACGAUGAGCAGGAAUGCAGUGAAUGCGUCACAGCUGCAGGCCGUCCCGCUGCAGAGGCUCCACUCAGACGGGUCGUCCCGUGAGACCCGGAGCUGGAAACGGCAUCAUUCCCACCAAAGGUGGGGGGGUGGUCACAGUCCCAGCUGCGCUCCAUGCCUCAGCUUCUUCACCUCACACUGCAGUUCCUGGACAACGAGUCAAUGCUCUGACUCCUCGUCCAUGGUUUACUCUCUCCAGGAAUAGUGUGGAUUCAUGCCAAAUGUAGGAAGUGUGGAACCGGUCGUGUGAGUCAGACGGUGUGCGUGUGGUCCUGCAGGGUGGUCCGAUUGGACGCAGUGAUUGAGGAGCUUCUGAAGGAAUUUGGGUGAAAGCCUCGGUCACGUCACAAUUUAUAACCUUCACAUUUUUCAAUUUUAUUUUGAGGUGCAAAUAAAAGAAACACAAAAAAUAAUGAAAUGAAAAAACAGGCUCACACACAAUAUGCUGUGUUAGGAGGAUCCCUUCAACAUUACAAACCCACUGUCUGAAACACUCACUGUAAACCAAACACACACACAUGACUAAUCCCUCUCUUUGUCAGAGCUAACUUUUUCCCAUAUCAUGGUUUGUUGCGACACCUUGUUAUGGUUCAAUGGCAAUAUUCAUUUCCCAAAAUAAAAAUAAAGCUUCUACCGGCCAGAACCCCUUUGUUGUAAUGCCCUGCCUCACGUUCGUACAAAUACUUGAACCCACAUCAGAAAACUGCCCGCUAAAAGACAUUUCCACACACAGUGAUAUGCCUUGCUCAAGAGCACUUUACAGAACUUGUUGAGAGUUGGUGAAAGCUGGUUUUUCUCAGUUUGGUCAUGAUAACAAUUUGCUUUUGAAACCUUUUUCCCCUUGAGGCUACAACUGUCUAAUGUCUUGUACUACUCUACAGCAUUAGACAUCAGAAAAACAAUAUUAAGGUUCCCAGCUUCAUCUCUGUAAAUGUUCCAAAAUGUUUAUUUUAUAUUUCUUUUUAUUUAAUUUUAAGAUUGUCAAUGCAUUUUUCCUGUUGUAUAAAAUCUACAAUAUUCAAAGCCGCUCCUCCGGGUUAAUGCAGUGUGCUUUGUAACAUCAUGCCAUUUUUAGACCUGAUGUAUAUAGCGGACUGCAGGAAGGACACCCAGCAUCAUGCUGAAAGAAUAUAAGGCUUAUUUAUAAUCGCUGAAUCGUUUCUCUGUCCGCGCGCAGACACGCGUUCACUUGUUGUUUGUUGUAAAGAAAGUUGUUCAGCACUAGCUGCCCCCCCCCUAAUGUUUUUUCACUACUUUGUUUAGUUUAUAUAGAUUGUAUUUGAUUAAAUGCUUUAUUUAUUUGAUAGCAGAUCUGUGCCAAGGGAACGUACCCUUUUAUUAAAGAAUGAACCUGUUCCUUAUAAA
Molecule: messenger RNA, 6237 nt
Organism: Eleginops maclovinus (Patagonian blennie)
Lineage: Eukaryota; Metazoa; Chordata; Actinopteri; Perciformes; Eleginopidae
Gene: nkd1
Product: NKD inhibitor of WNT signaling pathway 1
Exons: 11
Coding region: 247-1584 (445 amino acids)
Biological process (GO): negative regulation of Wnt signaling pathway
Cellular component (GO): cytoplasm
Molecular function (GO): calcium ion binding
Source: RefSeq, a predicted model, not a curated record